AUGCCGACGCGCGCCUCGUCGCUCGCGCGCCCGGCGGCCAAGGUGCCUGGCGCAGCGCAGAUUGCAAGACAGGAGCUGCCGAUUCUGGCGAUCCUCACCCUCACCGCACUCGUGGUGCGAUGCUGGGCGCUGAGCCGGCCGAGCAGUGUCGUCUUCGACGAGGUGCACUUCGGCGGCUUCGCGUCCAAGUACGUCAACCAGCGCUUCUUCAUGGACGUGCAUCCGCCUCUGGCCAAGCUGCUGCUGGCGUUUGUGGCAUGGGCGGCCGGCUUCAAUGGCGCGUUUGACUUCAAGGAGAUCGGCCGCGAGUACCUCGUCGGCGACGACACGCCGGUGCCGUACGUCGCGAUGCGCCUGCUCUCGGCGCUGCUCGGCGUGCUCACCGUGCCGCUGGCGUACCUGACGCUGCGGGCGCUCUCGCUGCGCGUCACGACGGCGCUCGUCGGCGGCGUGCUGCUCACCUUUGAGAAUGCCCUCGUGACGCAGAGCCGGCUCAUCCUGCUCGACUCGCCGCUGCUCUUCUUCACGAGCCUGACCACGUUUGCGUGGACGGCGUUCUGCGUCGAGGAGAAGCGCCGUGCGUUUGGCAAGAGCUGGUGGCUGUGGCUGUUGGCGACGGGCGUGUCGCUGGGCUGCGUCGCCAGCGUCAAGUGGGUCGGUCUCUUCACCAUCACGACGAUCGGCCUCUGCACCAUCGUGCAGCUCUGGGCGCACCUCGGCGACGUGCGCCAGCCGAUGAGCCAGGUGCUGCGGCACUUUCUGGCGCGGGCACUCUGCCUCAUCGUCGUGCCCUUCUUCGUCUAUCUCUCGACGUUUGCCAUCCACCUCGCCGUGCUGAACCGCAGCGGCGAGGGCGAUGCAUUCAUGUCGUCUGCGUUCCAGCACACGCUGCGCGGCCACGGCAUGCCCGACACGUACGCCGACGUGGCGCUCGGCAGCACCGUGACGAUCCGGCAUCUGCACACGCAGGGCGGCUACCUGCACUCGCACUCGCACAACUACCCCGCCGGCUCGGGACAGCAGCAGAUCACGCUCUAUCCGCAUCGCGACGAGAACAAUGAGUUCUACGUCAUUGCCGCGCCGAAGCCCGACGACCCGCCGCCGCCGGUCGACAAGGACGGCGUGCCGCUCACGUCGGACGGGCCGCACGAGAUUGAGAAGUACAACACGGGCACCAUCCUGCAUCUCACGCACGGCAUGGAGGUGCGGCUCAUCCACCGCAAGUCGGACAAGCGGCUGCACUCGCACGACUCGCACCGCCCGCCCAUCACCGAGGCCGACUAUCAGAAUGAAGUGACGGCGUAUGGCUUCCCCGGCUUCUUCGGCGACGCCAACGACAACUGGCACGUUGAAAUUGAGCGGGGCGACCCAUCGGACAGCGUCAGCAGCACGCGCGUGCGCUCGCUGCGCAGCAUCGUCCGCUUCCGCCACACGCUGACGGGCUGCUAUCUCUUCUCGCACAAGAUUGCGCUGCCCGACUGGGGCUUCGGCCAGCAGGAGGUGACGUGCAACAAGAAUCCGACGCGGCCCAACUCGCUCUGGUUCAUCGAGACGAGCACGCACGCGCUGCUGGAGGACAACGGCAUGUCGCCCGGCCUGCCUGCCGAGCGCAAGAAGAAUCACAUCCACCUCGUCAACUACCUGCGCCCUUCGUUCUGGGCGCGCUUCAAGGAGCUGCAGGCGGUCAUGUGGGAGACCAACGCCGGCCUGACGGAGCGGCAUCCGUACGACUCGCGCCCCUCUGCGUGGCCGACGCUGCGCCGCGGCAUCAACUUCUGGACCAAGGACCAUCGCCAGAUCUACCUCAUUGGCAACCCGUUCGUGUGGCUUGCCAGCACCACGAGCGUAAUGGUCUACAUUGGCGCACGCGCACUGCUCAUGCUGCGUGCCAAGCGCGGCAAGCGCGACUGGAACGACUCAACGGUGGUGUUCUACGACGCCACGGCCGGCUUCCUCUUCACGGGCUGGGCGCUGCACUACCUUCCCUUCUGGCUGAUGCACCGGCAGCUCUUCAUCCACCACUACCUGCCCGCGCUCUACUUUUCCAUCCUCAUGCUCGCCGUCGUCUUUGACGUGCUGACCUCCUUCCUCAAGCCGCGCUUCCGCCUGCAGGCCGCCGCAGCCAUCAUCGGCAUCGCCAUCUUCGUGUUCAGCAUCUACGCGCCGCUCACCUACGCCGGCACGUGGACGCGCGGCCGCUGCGAGCGCGCACGCCUGGCAAAGACGUGGGACUUCAACUGCGUCGAGUUCCCCGAGGACAUCGCCGCGUACAGCGGCUUUGGGCCGGCCGUGCACACGGUGCUGCCGGCGUCUGCCAACGCAACGCAGAGCCUGGCUGGCACGAGCGCCGUGGCGCAGCCACUCGAGGCACAGGCCGGCAACCACGCCUUCGAGGAGGUGCCGAAGCUGGCGCAGUCCAGCGGCGCCGUGGCGCCCGCCGAUGUCGCCGCCGAAGCAAAUGCCGCCGCAGCCGCCGCACCCGCAGCAGCUGCCUCGCCCCACCUCAACGUCGAGGAGAUCCACGACGGCGCGCACAUGCCCGACGGCCACGUGGUGGAGGAGGUGGCGAUCGAGGGCCUGGACCACGAGGGCGUGGAGGCCGUGGUGCUGCAGGGCACGGCGGCCGUCGCGGCGACGGGGGCGAGCGAGGCGCCAAAGGCGAGCAUUACGCAGGCGGCGCCCGUCGAUCCGAAUGCGCCGGGCGAGCGGCCGGACGACGAGGUGGGCAUCGGGAGAGAGGACACGGUGAUCUGA
Molecule: messenger RNA, 2754 nt
Organism: Tilletiopsis washingtonensis
Lineage: Eukaryota; Fungi; Basidiomycota; Exobasidiomycetes; Entylomatales
Product: PMT-domain-containing protein
Exons: 4
Coding region: 1-2754 (917 amino acids)
Biological process (GO): protein O-linked glycosylation via mannose
Cellular component (GO): membrane; endoplasmic reticulum
Molecular function (GO): dolichyl-phosphate-mannose-protein mannosyltransferase activity
Source: RefSeq, a predicted model, not a curated record